Molecule: messenger RNA, 1722 nt
Organism: Lodderomyces theae
Lineage: Eukaryota; Fungi; Ascomycota; Pichiomycetes; Serinales; Debaryomycetaceae
Gene: MSS4
Product: 1-phosphatidylinositol-4-phosphate 5-kinase
Exons: 1
Coding region: 1-1722 (573 amino acids)
Biological process (GO): phosphatidylinositol metabolic process
Molecular function (GO): phosphatidylinositol kinase activity
Source: RefSeq, a predicted model, not a curated record
AUGAUUGAUUUAUCUACAGAGUUGGUAACCGAUGAUUACCAUCUUCACACGCCACGAUACAAGAACAAAUCAAAGAAUAGCACAUCAAAUGAUACUAUACUACAGUCCCACCACGAGUCACCAGCAAAUUCGGACGAUUUGUCAGAAAGUAGAAACACACGCACCACAUCACCACCUUCUUUUGAUUACUACUUUGACAGCAAACAUAGAGAUGAAGACACAACAACUAACUUGUCACCAAAAUUGAAUGACUUGAUGACUUUUUCUGAUGUUAUCGAAUCAGACCCAUUAACGAUACCGAAAGAGUACCACCAUCCCCAUGAUAGUGACGUAAAGUGGGUGUUUAAAGGAAAUGAGCUUGAUAACAGCACCAUAACUCAUGCAGAACCCACCACCACCACCACCAACACUACUCCUGCUCCUGCGCAACUUAUUCCUCAAUCACUACUACCAGAAGAACCAGAAGAUCACAGAAAAGAGUCAAUCGUUAGCAAUACUCCUUUCGCCCAUCCUUUAACUGACCAACAACGACAAGGGCUCCCAAGGACCACAACUACUGAUUCCAUCCAAAUGGAACAGUCCAACGUUCAUCAGAAAAGAGUGGUACAAAUCAAAAACCUUGAAGAGCAAGCCACCAGCAGAGCUGAGGGGGAGACUUACAAAGUUUUAUACUGCAUGUUGACGGGAAUAAGGGUUGCCGUCAGUUACAAAGCAAUGGGGGUUCGCAAAAUAUCACCCUCUGAUUUCAGUCAGGUACAGAAAUUUACAUUCCAAGACAAUGAUACCAUUACUCCAGCCUCAAAUUACGAUUUCCGAUUCUAUGAUUAUGCACCUCAAGUGUUUCGUUGGCUUCGAGACCAGUUCAAUAUCGAUCAAGCAAACUAUCUCAUAUCCAUCACGGGACAAUUGAUUGUGUCACAGAUCAAAUCGGAAGGCAAAUCCGGCUCAUUGUUUUACUUUAGUAAGGAUAAAGUAUACAUCAUCAAGACAUUGCGGUACAAUGAGUUUAAAUUUUUGCAACAGAUUUUGGCAUCGUAUGUUGACCAUGUGGGCAAGAAUAAAAACACCCUAAUUAGCCAAUUUUACGGAUUGCAUCGAGUUAAAGUGAGAACAAGUAAGGGGAAAACCAGAACGCAUCAUUUUGUUAUUAUGAAUAACCUUUUCCCACCAAAUGCCAUAUUGAGUCAAACUUUUGACUUGAAGGGAAGUACCGCGGGGAGAUAUACACCAGUAACAAAGGGUAAGAAAAGACAUACUUUGAAAGAUAACAAUUUUCUAGAGUCAAAAUUAAAGAUACAUUUUGGUCCAGAGAUUCGCAACCAGUUUUUCAAACAAUUGGAUUCUGAUGUUGCAUUUUUGAUCAAGAAUGGGAUCAUGGAUUAUCUGUUACUUUUGGGGAUAUGCAACAAUAAGACGGGAUAUAGCAAUAGAGAUCAAUACGAAGAGUCAACCCCUGAGGAGAAUUUGAAUUAUUUUUACAGACAAGAUGGGGGAAUCCAAGCCACCAAUGCUCAAAAUCAACCACUACCGGAGAUUUAUUAUCUUGGAAUAAUUGACUGUUUGACUUAUUACUCGGUGAGGAAGCGAUUGGAGACGUUUUUCAGAUCGUUUGGCCAGAAUAGAAGCACGAUAUCAGCAGUACCUCCGAAGGAGUAUGGUAAUAGAUUUCUUGACUUUAUAAAAGAUGGAACCACCGCCGAAAAGAAAUUUAAAGGGGAUUGA